This is a messenger RNA of Zerene cesonia (dogface butterfly), 4223 nucleotides long. RefSeq names its product ubiquitin carboxyl-terminal hydrolase 36 (gene scny). Gene Ontology annotation, cellular component: nucleus; cytosol. The record is from RefSeq and is a predicted model, not a curated record. NCBI's taxonomy places the organism in Eukaryota, Metazoa, Arthropoda, Insecta, Lepidoptera, Pieridae. Gene Ontology annotation, molecular function: cysteine-type deubiquitinase activity; cysteine-type endopeptidase activity. The transcript is spliced from 11 exons. Gene Ontology annotation, biological process: protein deubiquitination; regulation of apoptotic process. Bases 221 to 2845 code for a protein of 874 amino acids.
CUAUUUCUCUAUGGAUUUCACCACCGCGUACGGCUGGUUGUGUGUGCGUUUUUCCUUUUCCGUAUUGUGGACUCUUUAUUUAGAGUUACACACAUGGUUUUAAUACAAAAAUAAAGCGUUUGUCUGGCGAUAUUUUUCAAGAAAUUUGUAAACAAUAUUAGCAAUGUGUCGAAUCACAAUUUGAUUAUUUUUUUUCGUGAUAGUGCAUUUUGGAGGUAAAAUGCCCGCUUCAAUUUGUGACCCAGUAUCAAACGCAUUGCGUUUAUCUCUUACGGCUGAAGAAUCACAAAACUCAUCGUUACUGGACAGUAGGUUAUAUUCAUCAGCUAAAAAUGUACUUCUAUCAAAGAUAGAAUUUGAAGAAUCUGGUGAUUAUCAAAGUAAUGUUCUUGAUGGACUCAAAUCAAAAUACGUGGUUAUUCGACCUAAAAAGCCUGUGUUGGAAACAAAACUUCUUAAAAAGGAUGGGAACUCAAGCGGCCAGACUAAUGAACAAAGUAAAUCUGGUGAAGAGGGCUUACCUAAGCCUAAACGAAUAUUAUUUCCACUUGAAAAGGUUCAACUUGGUUGGCAAGGAGCGUGGGCUGCUGGCUCAGGAAUGCAAAAUGUUGGAAACACAUGCUACUUAAACUCUACUUUGCAAGCUCUUUUCCAUGUACCUGCUUUCGCCAACUGGCUUGUGUCAGAAGCUAUUCAUUCUGAAAAAUGUAACCAACAAGAGGCUUGUGUUAUUUGUGGUAUGAGAGCAUCUUUGAUGGCGACGCAAAAGAGUGGUGGUGCUCCAAUAAAACCAUGGCAGGUGUAUUCCAAAUUACGCCUGAUUUGUAGACAUUUAACUCCAGGACGACAAGAGGAUGCUCAUGAAUUUUUAAGGUAUCUUAUUGAAGCAAUGGAAAAGUGUUAUCUAUCAAAUUUUAUAAAUUCUGAUAAAUUGGAUCAGUACAGUAAAGAAACAACACCAUUGAACCAAAUUCUUGGUGGGUAUCUGAGAUCAACUGUGCGCUGUCUGGCAUGUCAUCACUUGUCUACUACUUACCAGCAUUUUGAGGACUUGCUUUUGGACAUUAGAAAACAUUCAACACUAGAUGAAGCGUUGGAUUCUUUCUUUUCAAGAGAGAGAUUGGAAGACCUUGGGUACAAAUGUGAAUCAUGUAAUAAAAAGGUUUCUGCAACUAAACAGUUUUUUGUUGAAAGAGCACCAAUGGUGUUAUGUAUUGCCUUAAAGAGAUUUUCACUGGCCGGUGGAAAGCUGUCAAAACACGUGCAAUUUAGAAAGAAAAUCUCCCUUAGUAAAUAUAUGUAUAAUAAAAACACACACCAGCAAUUGUCUUAUAAGUUAGUAAGUUUAGUGACACAUUUGGGUCCUUCACAAAACUGCGGCCAUUACACUGCAAUUGGUCAAGCGCCUAACAGCAACUAUUAUCAAUUUGAUGACAGUUGUGUACGACCUCUGCCAUUAUCUGCUGUGCUAGGUACAAAUGCAUAUAUAAUGUUCUUUGAGAAGGAUAAUACUAUAGAGGACUCAAAUGGACCCACCACAUCGUCUUCUAGCGCAGUUUAUGGAAAUCAAGUUUCAGAGAGUAUUCUGAAUAGAGAAAAAAGUCCACUCAAAUUGACCCUUUAUAGAAAUGAAGACAGAAAACCUAUUCCUUUAGGUAAUACGACAAAUGAUUCCAAACCUGAACCUAAGCCUAUAAUUUUAAAUUCAACUCUUAGUAAGUCUUCAGACACAAGUAAUUCAAAUUCUGAACCUUGGGUAGUGAAGCAAAAUGGUGAAGUUGAAAAAGUAACAGCUCCUAAAGUGUUAAAUGGUGUAGAUAAACCUAAUUUCAAAGUUGUUGAUGAUAAAAAGAUAAGUUUUAUAAUUAAAAAGCAAAGCACUGAAGAAGGCCCCAAGCCUAAAAUUUUAAAAACGGAUUCAGAUCUCAGGUCUAUAAUACCUAUAGGCCCUAAACUGCCAGAAAAAUCUAUAUUAAACAGUAAGAUAGUUAAAAUACAAAAAUCACCCUUAGAAAAGUUAGAAGAACAAAUGAAUAAAGGAAAUCCCUCAGUAUACAUUCAAAGAAAUGGCACUAAUGGGUCAAAGUUGGUUCCAUACGAUUCCGAAUCAAGCAGUGACGAACGGUACGAUAAGUUGAAUGAUGAAAGGCAAAGAAAAGACGACUCAAAGGAUGUAAGAAAACCAAAGCCCAGUAGAUGUCAGUCACCUCAACAUCUCAUUGUUACUACUAAAGGAAUGCAUCAUGCAUGGACUGUUUCCAGUGAAAAUAGUGCUCCUCUACUAAGUCCAAGUCUGAAUGGAGACACAAACAAAAAGUUGAAGGACAAGGCUGAAGGUGCCGGGGAGACGGAGCAGAGUCCCAACACGAGCGUGAGCAGCAUGUCCCCGCUGAGUUCCCGCGGAGAAGGCUCCCCGCCGCCCGCGCCGCCGCCCCCGCAGCCGCCCACCGGCACCAUAGAGACCACCAGGCACUUGCAGGGCCUCUCGCAUAGAGGUUACGGAGCACCUGUGAGCUCUUGGAGCGGUACCCAUAGCAAUCUGUCGAGACAGGUAUUUGAAGAAAAACGUGAAGAGCGUAAACGCGCUAUGGAUGCGACUGACGAAAUGGACCGAGGUCGAACGAAAAAGGUUAAGAAGUUCCACCAUUACAAUCGCUUCAACAACAGUAGCCGGAAUGGAUAUAAUCCAUUUCAGGAAAAACAAAAUAAACUGCACUGGGGUAGCAGUAACUUCAAAUAUCGUAAUGAAAGACGACCUGGCCAUCAUUUCAAUAAACAUCAUGGCAAUAACAAAUAUAAGAGAUUCAAUAGAUUCAGCAAUGGGAACCACUACAGGCGCCAUUGACCCUGGCCGGUCAAUAGCUGUUUGUCAAUGUACAUAGUUGAAUGGACUUAAAAUUAGCUAGACAUUAUAUUAUAGCAGCCGAUAGGUUAAGUGCAGCCGAUUGGUAUUCAGACGCCACAACCGCCAUAUAAAGUUAUUUAAAAAGAAAUAUAGUGAAAUUUACUGUGACUAAAAACUUUAGUGUCUAUGGCAGGUAGCCUUUACUAUUUUUUGUAAAAUUAUAAUAUGCUGUGAAACUUGUAUUUUGUAUAGUGUAAACCAUAAAAGUGACUAAUAUAGUCGAACGAUGUAUUAAAUUCCCUCAAAAUGUGAUUAUUGAUGAUGUAUGCCUCACUAGUUAAGUAGUUUACAAGAGAGUUCAAGUUUACAAUUUAGCUCAAUCUAUAUUUGCGUAUUGUUAAAUCCUAAUACAUUUCCUAAUCCUGUAAUUCUUAUUACUCAUUGUUUCAAAUAAUUUUACUUGAUAUUUAAUAGUUAUUACUUAUGCAUUACUUGUCAUUUGUUAAAAGUGAUAUGUGAUGUUCAUAUAACAAAGUUAGUUUUCUUAUGCACUUCAUUUCAAAUUAAAAGUAUGAGGUUUAAAUGUAUAAUCAAUUAAAAUUACUACUGCUGAAUGAAAAAAAAAAUAGUUUUAUGCUUAGUAUUAUACAUCAUGUGCUUCAAAGUCCCAGGAAAUCAUUACAUUUGUGAAAUAUUUUUUUUUAAUUUAGAAGUAAAUAGAUAAAUAAGUUCUAUAUUUGUUUACAAGGUGAUUUAUUUGUUAUUUUAUUUUCUAAAUGUGUAUAUAAUUUAAACAUAAACCAAUUAAAUGUGUUAACUGGUUUGCUUUUAAUAAUAUUCCCAGAAUAUUUUUUGUAAGGAGUCUUUGUGCUACUAAUUGUAAUACAGAAUAUGAAGAAACAUAAACCCUGUGACAUAAAAUUGAAUUUAAAUAAAAUUAGUUAUAAAAAAUGAAAGACUAAACAUAUAGCAAUACUCAAUAAUCCACUAUGUGGUUGUUUUUAUAUUGACAUUUUUAUAGAUCACAAAUUGAAUGCAUUUUACAAUGAAAUAGCCUUGCCUAACAAUACUGUGUAAAACAUAGAGAAAAACCGACAAGAAAAUGUCGUAUUAGAUACGAGAUGUGGAUUUAAAACCGUUGUUUAGGUAUUUAUUUAUUUUAAAAGACUAUGAGGAUUCCUCUGUUUCAUAAAAACACUUUCUUGUUUUAAGGUAUGAGUGAUUUAAUUUUAAUUAUUAUUUAAGUAUUAAAACUAUCAUGGGUUACAGAAUAUGUUUAAAAAAGCCUCAUUUUAAUUGUAUAAUAGUAUAAUUUUCGACUUGUUAAGUUAGUGUGGGUGACCAUCCACUAAAUGCAUAAAGCAAUCUUACUAUCCGA